This is a messenger RNA of Schistosoma rodhaini, 2066 nucleotides long. The record is from the annotation of a GenBank genome assembly. Lineage: Eukaryota; Metazoa; Platyhelminthes; Trematoda; Strigeidida; Schistosomatidae.
AUGCCAGAUGGCCUUGUGAGUUCAAGCGGUCUUAAACUUUCAAAUAUGUCAGGAUUUUCAUUUGGGAAGCCUGCAACCACCAGUGCUUUUGCAUUUGGGUCGUCUCCUUUCGGAGCAUCUGCUGGGACAAAACCAACAUUUGGAGUUAGCACAUCCACAACAUCACUAUUUUCUCCGGCUGUCGCAUCGAGUUCCAAUACUGCUGUAUGCAGCUCUUCACUCCUUCAGAACCCUCCAUCUUUGUCCUUGACAUCUACUUCUGGAUUCGGUACAGUCGCAACUACUUCAAAUGCUUUUGGUUUGUCAUCCUUCGCUAGCUUAGCAAAGCCAUCUACAACGGUAUCUACUUUUGGUACUUCUAGCAUCACUGGUUUGGGAACAAACUCAAAUCUCACACCAACCUCACAAUCUGCUCUUAAUCAGCCAUUAGUUAAUCCUUUACCCAGCCUCUUAAAACCGGCUACUACGACUAGUAAUGUUGGAAGUUCAUUCACUUUCGGACUGACUACUGCCAUUUCUACUCAAAGUACAGUAACUCCUCCAAUCAGUUAUGGCACUUUUUCUUCGACGACUGUGUCUACUGGGGCUUCCACAGCCUCCAUUGUAAAUGUUCAUGCAAGUCAACCGGCCAUACCUAGUAGUAUUGGUUUUGGUGUAUCUUCAGCUUCACUAUCAUCGUCAGCGAUCACAUCAACAGCAGCAACAAUAGCAAUGACAUCUUACAACUUUGGGAACCCUAGUCUCUCCACAUUGGCUAAAUCAACAGCGGCUUCUGGGUUCGGGGUGUCAUCAUUGGGGAUUGCAACUCGAACACUAGGUGAAACAGCCACUACUGCAGCAGCAAUAACUACAUCAUUAUGCGCUACCAUCACGACAACAACCACUUCUAUUCCGUCCGCCACUACUACAUCUAGUGUAUCUGUCACAUCCUCUCAAACUCUUACUUACAAUCAGUUGGAAGAAUUGGUCAAUAAAUGGACUCUUGAGCUUGAGGAACAAGAACGAUAUUUCUUCGAUGAAGCAGAUCGUAUUAAUCAAUGGGAUCAAACCUUGAUUUGUAACGCAGAAAAUAUAACAGCUAUGUACAAAAAGGUAGAAAUGUGUCAAUGUGAACAGAGUCGUCUUGAGCAGGAAUUAGAUUUUAUUGAAGGUCAACAACGUGAAUUGGAAAGUUUACUGGAACCACUAGAACGUGCAGUGAAUGAAUUACCACCCGGUCAGUUACAUUCAGAUUAUGAACGUGAAGCUAUAUUUCAAUUGGCUACAAAUGUCGACUUAGAAUUAGGUCAACUGUUGACUGAUUUACGUGAAAUAGCCGAUCAAACAAACACCACUACAAUGAAUGUUACUACUGGUUUUAAUUCAUCGGAUAAUAGUACAACUACUACGAAUGCCACUAAGGAGAAUACUAUGAUUAAUGGUAAUAAUAAACUAACUUCAUCAACUAACGGGGAUAUUAUGAAUCAAAUUACGCGUAUUCUGAAUUGUCAUAUGCAUUCACUCAAUUGGAUUCAUCAUAACACACAUGGUCGGAAGAUAGAUUUUUGUUUAUUAAAAUGGACUAAUAUCAAAUGAAGUACUAAUGAAACCAAUCACUUCUGAAUGGUUUUUAAACUUAUUCACCGACUACGAAUGUACGUACUCAGGUUUGAGCAGCAUAUUAUUUGUGUAUGUAAUCAAUAAAAUAUUAACUGGUUGUCCAUACCGAUUUAAAUCAUGAGAAAAGUCCAAAGAUUCAAUAUACCAGUUGAAAGCCGAUCGGAAUUUAACUGCUAAAUGCGGUUAAGACAUCCUAGGAACAAAGUACUCAAUGAAUUACCAAAUAGUGCUAUUAAGACUCAUAAGGUUAGUAGUAGUAUCUAAGCCUAAAAUUUCUGGGUUUUAUCCCCUAUGAAGUGAAUGAUGCGCACUGGUAUGGAGAUAGUUCAUUAUUCAGAUAUUUCCAGUGUCUAUCCGCUUCCCUUAACACUUCUCCUUUUAUGUGUCAUAGCCCCCAAAUGACCUGGUAUGGCCGAGAGUCUGGAAAGUCCGCUCUCCCUCUCCAAAUGCUCUCACAUGGCCACGCG